CUAAUUCGUCCACACUCAAACACACUAUUUCUGUCUGAAAGAUGUCCGCCGGCGAAAAUGACGGUUGCGCCGAUCGUAUUGAUGCCAUCAAGUCCACCCUCCGCGUCGUCCCCGACUUCCCCAAACCAGGGAUACUGUUUCUAGACAUCACUACAUUGUUGCUUGAUCCAAAGGCCUUCAAGGACACCAUUGAUUUGUUCGUUGAGCGUUACAAACAGAAGAACAUUUCUGUAGUUGCAGGUAUCGAGGCUCGGGGUUUUAUGUUUGGUCCUGCAAUUGCACUGGCUAUAGGAGCAAAGUUUGUCCCAUUAAGGAAGCCGAAAAAGUUGCCUGGCGAAGUCAUAUCAGAGAAGUACGUUUUGGAGUAUGGGACGGAUUGCCUUGAAAUGCAUGUGGGUGCAGUUGAACCUGGAGAGCGAGCUCUUGUGGUUGAUGAUUUGGUGGCUACCGGUGGCACCCUUUGUGCUGCAAUGAACUUGCUUGAGCGUGCUGGUGCUGUAGUUGUUGAGUGUGCUUGUGUAAUUGAAGUACCGGACUUAAAGGGCCGUGAGCGAUUAAGAUUGCAGGGGAAGCCGUUGUACGUACUCGUGGAGUCACAGUUUGAGGCAGGAUCAUGAUGAUAUGGUUCAUGUUGCAUUGUGGGAGAAGUGUACAUUAGAGGGGUAAUAUUCGCGACAUAUCUCAUCAGAAGACCGUUUAAGUAGUAAGUUUUUGAUGAUAAAAAAUUGAACUUUUAUGGUAGGAAAACUGAAUGUUAGGAUGGAAAAGUGUUGUUUUCAUUGGUAAAUGCAGGCAGCUUCCUUUGGUUAUGUUCCUGACUUCUGAUACUCGCAGAAAUCACCAAAUCGAUAUCGCAAAGAACCAUCAUUGGUCGGUAUUUGGUGAUUUAUGCGUG
This is a messenger RNA of Cynara cardunculus var. scolymus (artichoke), 895 nucleotides long. Its product is annotated as adenine phosphoribosyltransferase 4-like. The record is from RefSeq and is a predicted model, not a curated record. Gene Ontology annotation, cellular component: cytoplasm; cytosol. Gene Ontology annotation, biological process: adenine salvage. Gene Ontology annotation, molecular function: adenine phosphoribosyltransferase activity. The transcript has 6 exons. Bases 42 to 617 code for a protein of 191 amino acids. NCBI's taxonomy places the organism in Eukaryota, Viridiplantae, Streptophyta, Magnoliopsida, Asterales, Asteraceae.